Molecule: messenger RNA, 7334 nt
Organism: Myotis myotis
Lineage: Eukaryota; Metazoa; Chordata; Mammalia; Chiroptera; Vespertilionidae
Gene: EIF4EBP2
Product: eukaryotic translation initiation factor 4E binding protein 2
Exons: 3
Coding region: 292-654 (120 amino acids)
Biological process (GO): negative regulation of translational initiation
Cellular component (GO): cytoplasm
Molecular function (GO): eukaryotic initiation factor 4E binding
Source: RefSeq, a predicted model, not a curated record
CUUCCGGUCGUCGUCGCCGCUGCUGCCGCUGCUCCUGCUGCUGAGGCUGCUGGCGGAGGCCGGAGAACCAGGCGGCGGCGGCGGCGGCGGCUGAGAGGGCGGCGGCGGGAGCGGAGCGGGACGAGGGAACGAGAGGAAGCCUGAGAGGAGCGAGCGGAGCGCACCGAGCCCCGCCCGCCCUUCCGCGCGCCAGGGCUGCCGGAGGAGCCCGAGCCCCCAGCCGCCGCCGCCGCCGCCGCCCGCCUGCCCGCCCUCCCGCCGCACAAAGCCCGAGAUCCCGCGCCCAGAGCCAUGUCCUCGUCCGCCGGCAGCGGCCACCAGCCCAGCCAGAGCCGUGCCAUCCCCACCCGCACCGUGCCCAUCAGCGACGCCGCGCAGCUACCUCAUGACUAUUGCACCACGCCCGGCGGGACGCUCUUCUCCACCACACCGGGAGGAACCCGAAUCAUUUAUGAUCGAAAGUUUCUGUUGGAUCGUCGAAAUUCUCCCAUGGCUCAGACCCCACCCUGCCAUCUGCCCAAUAUCCCAGGAGUCACCAGCCCCGGCACCUUAAUCGAAGACUCCAAAGUAGAAGUAAACAAUUUGAACAACCUGAACAAUCAUGACAGAAAGCAUGCAGUUGGGGAUGAUGCUCAGUUUGAGAUGGACAUCUAACUGUCCUGUAAGGAUCAGAAGAAUAGCAGCAACGCUGAUACCUGUGUGUGUACCUGAUUUGGCCAAUAGGAUCAACAAUGAAAACACAGAAGAGGCAGUACCAGCAGUCCCCAUUGCAGUGCCCCCUCCUCUUCCUCUGGGUGCCAAAUGAUGCAAAGAUGAGCUUCAUCUGACUAUUUCCUCUUCCUGCUUCUGUUCCCUUUCCCACUUAGAUUAGAUCGAAGGCCCAUGGCGUAUUUCUGUAGAACUAAGCAGCCCACAAAGGAAAACAGUUGAAUUCUGGCUUCCUUAGUCAUUUUUGUAUUGAGACACCCCCCGCCCCUCCAAUUAAAAAAACAAAAAUCCAAAAUCAGAUAUCAACCUACCAAUAAUUGCUGGCUUCCAGGAAAGUCUGGGCAAGUGUUACAGAGGUUUGCUGGGUUCAGCAUUGUUCAUGUUCUUAUCCUGUGUCUCCUGCCUGUCUUCCACCCAUGGUUCAGUGCUACAGCAGUCUGGUUUGGGGUCUUCAAAACCAGAGGGAAAUAAACAAGAAAAGAGCUGCUCUCUCUUGUCCCUUAAGGUGUUUGUCCCUGGGGCCAGCACAGGUUGUACAACUCUGGUAGCACUACCUGUGACACUGUUCUGAGGCCUGCCUCCCCUCCAUCCUCUGGGAGGAAUGCCUUCUGUCUUUGGUAUAAUAGUUUAUCUUUCCAUUCCUUUACUUAGCACAUGUGCGCAAGCAUUUUAAACUCUACAUGAGGGGUCGUCAGUAACCAGCUGUUCUUUCCUCCUCUCCUAUUCUCCCUUCUUGCAUCAUGUUGCUUGCAGUCCUAUUGUACUCUGAGCAGCCACAUGAUUUCAGAGAUAGAGCACUUUGGAUAAGGCCUGAUCAUAGUACUUAAGCAUGAUUUUGGAAGAACCUUGGCCCAUUUGAGUCACUAGUCUUAGUUGUCAUUGUUUUUUUUAAUCCAAUGAGCAUUGUAAUAUCGCAGGCUGCAGUUUUUUAUAUUUUUUAAAGAUGACUUCCAGAAUGCUCUUAGAAAAACCAAGUGUUUUUCCUUUGUGGACCUGCUUUAUUUGGCUGCUGAGAUAGAUAAGCAUGGGCUUCACAAUGUGUUCCUCCCCAUUUUCUUGCUUUCCCUUUGUACCCUGAUUUUCCCUUUCUUUCCCUUCUUCUCUCUUUCCUUUUUCUCUGCCAGGCCAUGUUUCAAAUAUACAUCAAAGAUACCUCAAGUGUUGGUAUCUGAUAAUAUCUGUCACUCUUAUUUGAGAAGUGACCUUUUAUUUUUUAAGAUGACUACAGACCUAUUUUUAGAUAUGUUUUCAGUAAAUUCUGAACAGCAACUUUUUAAUCACAUCUUCCAGUGGUAGGAAGGUGAGAAAUGUCUGUAGGCAAGUCUGCUGUUCCAUGUCACCAUCCUUUGUCUCCUGCAGUCCCUUUCUUUCUCCUCCUAGUUUUGGGUGUGCAUGCUUGGCGUUUGUAGUGGGUGGGUGGUAAAGCUGGACCGUUCUGCCUUGUGGGUUGUUCAUGAAAGCCUCCUUCUUCUCCCUUACCCUUUGCUCUGUCAUUCCCUCUGCUCCCUAGCCACCCCCCUGACUAUUGACUGGCACAGUAAUCCCAGGAGAGUGACUCAGUCCCUCUUAGAAAGACUAAUGCCUCUGUCCCCUCAUAGAAAGACAAGUAGCCUCUGAUAUCCUGGGAAUUUCUGGUUGGGUUUGGUGCCCUGAAUCAUCUAUUGAGAUCACAGCCCAGGGUGAGAGUAACGGGCCAGUUGGCUAAGAAAGAAAGCUGUUUGUUUUUCUUUUGAACCAUGAAAAGACCCUGUGUGCAAAUACAUCUUAGACAAAAGAGGGAGGAUGUCCAAGGAACUUUGUUCUGCUUUCUGCUAUAAAAUGUGAAUAGUUCACAAAGUGAAACCUUUUGUGAUGGUUGAUAUCUCAGGAAUAAGCUGGACCUCCAAAGUUUUGGAGAUGCUUUCAGUCUCAAAAGCUGAUGAUCAGAAAAGUAUUGUUUGUUUGUUUACUUUAUCCCUGUUCUGAUUUUAAUUAAACUCCAGAUUUCGUUUUACAUUCUCUUGGAAAUCUCAAGUUACACUGUCGUUUGCUUAAGAAGCUGGCUUAGGACGUCUGUGUCCCUGGAGCAUGAUUCUUUAGGAGUGAAGAUUUCCUUCUUCAUAUCCUGGCCUUGGCGUCUGAGGAAUCCGACUCCAACUACAGCUGGCCGGGCUGUCAGUGAGCAGAAGAGUAUCCCCUCCCUGACCUUUAUUAUUGCUCAGAAACCUCAGCUGCCUCUCCGAGCAGUGGGGAAUGGAACUAAAACAUGCCAGCUUGAGUAGUGUAAGAUACAGUUUUCCCCUUUGUUUGACAACUUGGGGGAGCUCUGCACGGGCCCCCUAAUUAGAAGCCAUGUUUCUAGUAUUCCUGGGAGUGUCGGCUGUAUAGUGCAACCGCAGCCCAGUCCCUUAGCCUCCUCUGCAAGGACUUCCUUACUGCUGGGUGAACUUCUUUCCUGGAGUCCACUGCCACUAGAAAUACUUUGACUUCAUUAAUGGGUAUCUUAAAGAUGAUUUCACAAGGCAACAUAAAAUUCCAACAGGUGACACCUUUGUGCCAAGCUUCCGAAUCGUUUUCAGGGCAAGCAGAAUCCAGUAGGUGGUUUACUUCUGGGUGUUUGAAAGGAAACUCAGAGAUAAAUCCCUGAAUGAACUAUCUAUCCUGACUUUUCCUUGGGGAGGGAACAUCCUUCGGGUACCAUUUGAGUGAAACAGUUCUUAAAAUCUUAGUGAUCAUUUGUAUUUUUGUUUCUGUACUUCUGGUGACAGUCCAUCUUAAUGACGAUGACCUCUUUCUCCAAAUUCCUGCAGGAGAUUUGCAUCGUCGUGGUUCUCCGUUCUUUUAUGGUGUGGUUUCUUUAGCUCACCACUUCCUCAUUCUGUAUAAAUACUUACCGAAUUCUCAGGAGCACAGAGCAGAGAAACUGGCUUCUGGGUAUUAGGCUUCCAAGCCAAGCGUUCUGUCCUUCCACUUCUGUUAUCUGUUGCUGCGUAACUCCCCCAAACUCAAACUCUUAAAAAGGCAAACAUCAUCUGUCAGUUUCUAUAGGUUUGGAACUUGGAAACAGCUUAGCAUCGUGGGUCUGGCACAGGGGUCUUAGGAAGUUGCAGCCCAAGGUGUUGGCAGGGUCUGCAGUUGUCUGGGGCUGGAGAAUCUACUUCUGAGCUCUCUCUUUGUGGUUGUUAGCAGGAUGCCUCAGUUUCUCCACAUGCAAGUCUCUGUGUAGAAUAUUGUGAGUGUCCACACACCAUGGCUGCUGGCUUCCCCCUGAGAGGGUGAUCUGGGGGAAGAAGGGGCAGGGAGGAAUUUGCAGUGCCUUUUAUGACAGUCUUUGAAAGCACACACCUUCACGUCUUAUUCUGUUCCUUAGGAACAAGCCACUAAGCCCAGCCUGCACUCUAGGGGAGAAAUAGACCCCUACCUACUGUAUAGGGCAGUAUCAAAGGAUUUGUGGAUAUAUCUUCAAACCACCUCACCCCUAACAGGAUGAAACCAGGCCAAAAGGAGUGGGGGUUAGGUUUAAACUAGAUGAUAUAUUGAGAGAGAUGUUGCUACUGAGAACAGUUUUCUGAGAUGUGUUAUCCUCAAACCGGGAUAGAAGACAGAUUAUUUCCUGAAAGCUACCUGCUAGUUUUGAGGGGUGGCAGGAAAUGGCAGCUCCCAGGAGAGCAUAAUGCGUAUACACUUGCCUGGCUAACAGCAGCCCAAAGAUGCUACUUGCAAGUCCCUAAAAAUUCAGUACCACUUACUUGCUAUCCCCUCUAGCCAGGAAUUGGCCAAGGGAAUUGGGUCUGUGUAGCUGAUCCACUAAAGCUGACAAUCGGAGUUAGGGUUUCUAGCAAAGAGAGCAAAUGUGAAGUAGAUGUUGGAUCACUGAGCUGAAGAAAAGUAAUAUAAGAACUCACCGUGUACGGAUUUACACUCUGCCUCUUACCAGCAUUUUCUUACCUGUAGCCCGGCUUGCUCUAGAGGUCAGAUUCAGGGUGCAAUAGAUGAUGGCAUCUGGACCAGGCCCACCAGAGGCGAUGCUUGACACUGGUCUUCAGCUGCACCAGCUGAAACUCCUUGAUCAAGUGUUCACCCAAGGGGCUACUCGUCAAAGUAGGGAACAUCUGGGAAUUAGGAAUGUCGUUGCUUGAUUGUCCUUUAAGUUCAGUAUUACAGGUUAACUCGUGUGCCCACUUAGUCCGGGGCCUCUUGAUGGAAAUGGGUUUUUUUGUGUUGUUUUUUUUUUUAAAUAUAUUUUAUUGAUUUUUUACAGAGAGGAAGGGAGAGAGAUAGUCAGAAACAUCGAUGAGAGAGAAACAUCGAUCAGCCGCCUCCCGCACAUCCCCCACCGGGGAUGUGCCCGCAACCCAGGUACGUGCCCUUGACCGGAAUCGAACCUGGGACCCUUCAGUCCGCAGGCUGACGCUCUAUCCACUGAGCCAAACCGGCCUCGGCGGAAAUGGUUUUUUAAAGAGAACCAGUCUUGUCUUCACUCUUGCGAGAAACUUGGGUGAGGUUUGUCAGUUUGACGCAUUCUUAGGGAGUGUCUGCUGUGAGUGUGUGACACCCAUGCCCAACCAGGUUUAUAGAGGUUUCAGACAUCUCGAAGAUGCAGAUUCUCAUACGGAUUUACACUCUGCCUCUUACCAACGUUUUCUUACCUGUAGCCCUGCUUGCUUCAGUGUAGGCUUGAAGAAAAGCAUUGCUACUGAGGCAGCUAUAAGAAACAGCUAUUUCUUCUUAAAGAAAGGAACUCAUCUUUAAGGCACCUUCAAAUUAAUUAUGCUUUUCCUUCUGAUUUUAAAGUGGAGUCAACCUAGACAGUGUUUUAUUUAUCAGCUCUUAGGGACUCUCAGAACUUACCUUCCCAGUUCAAACAUUUCCAUUAGGAUGUACCCGCUGGAUUUGUGUGGGUUUCAUCCCAGAGCCCAUCAUUUGCCAGUAUGUAUUGAGCAUAUGCUUUGAAUCAAGGCCACUGGUGCAAGGGGCUCAUCUUGGCAGUAAUAUCCCAGAAACUGAACCUUUUUCUAUUCUCCCAUCUUGGCUCCUCAGUGGGGUAUCAAGCAUCUUGGCUGCUGAGCCAGGGCCCUCAGCCCCUUGUAUAUCUCUUUAAAGAGGAGGCCCAGUGCCUUUAUUUGGGUCAGAACUUUCCCUUCUUGGCAUGUUUCUGGACUACAUGCAUACCGGCAGCUAUUGAUAAAUAUGCGAAAAAUUCAAUCACUCACCUGUGACCUCUGGGAGGGGAGUUGUAUUUGUUUUAAAAAGGCAUUGUUUCUUUGGGAGGGCAGUUUCUGUCUGGACUAGAAGGGGGUGCAGUUAUCACACAUACUUCCUUCGCCCCAAAGUUCUUUACCUUUCAGCUUUCAAUAAAAGUUGAAAACAGAUUUGGAGGCAAUUCUUUAGAAUGCUUGUCACCCAGGGGGAUUUCCUGUUCUAGUAAUCAUUUUCCAGUUGAGUAUUGGAGUUUUCUUGAGGCAAGCUCCCAGAAAUUUUUUACUGAAGACUAAGGAUGAUUGAUACAUACCUAUUUUUCAAACAAUCAUUCAUGUCACCUUUCUCAGCUUCUGGAUUGCACAUUUCUUUGUGCUCGUCCUGGAAGUUGAUACCUUUUGGGAAAGCUUAGAUUUAGGAGGUCUUUCAAGGUCUUGUUCACAUGGUCUGUGGUUUCUCAUUGCCUAAUCUCUGCCUGAAGCCCUGGCAGACCAUACUGUAGAUGCUGAUGGAAAAUAUUAUGAAGAUGAAAAUACAUUUUCGGGAGUAUUUAAACUCUUAACUCUGCCACCUUUCUAUGAGUGGGAGGCGGGCUGAGAGAUGCUGCAAUGCUUGAUAAUCAUUUAGCCAUGCUGAAAUUUGCAACGGGAACUCUUGUCGGUGCUUAAAACCAGAAUUCCUGGUCACUUCAAACUUGGAGAAUUCCAUGAAUCUAGCACAGAAUAGCCAUACUUGCCUAUUGCCAUCCCUGUCUCUCCAUCUUAAUCUUUGAAAAGAAAAAAGAAAAAGGCAAAGCCCCAGCCAAGGGUAAUUUUUACUUGAAACCAGGAGAGUGGGGGAGGAACACUGUAGAGAUCAGGGGCGAGCUAUCCGCGGCAGCCAUCCUGCUCUGCUGCGUGUCCAGAUCAGAGUACUGUGAGCCAGUGCCUUUCCUCCACCUGAAGAUGGAGCCCAUCUCCCUCCCUCGGUGAGGAGACCCUGUGCUACCCAGGGUAAACCUUCGAGAAGGUGGCUUAGAGAGCCCGGUGGACACUCACAUAUUCCGUGUCCAUUUUAAGCAUCUUUAAAAUAUUUUAGACAUUCAAAAAUGCCCUUCCCUGUCUUAGCGACACCAGUGGCCCAAUUCCAUCCAUUCUGAAUGGAAAGCAGAGACUGCCAGUUCUUCCUUUGAUCUUCCCUUCAUCCCCCUUGAUGUGGCUGACCCUGACCCCUCAUCCAUUUCACUGUCAUGGAUGGAUAGCAGAGGGCACCAUGUAGUCCUGAGGCAGUCCCGUGUGAUUCUGUGAUCAGUUGUUUUGGGUUUGGGUUUUUUGGUGGUUGGGUUUUUUUUUGUUUUUUUUUUGUCUAAUUGUCCUUUCAAACCAGCAGGUGUUUGGAAAUUAGUGAAAAAAUAAAUUCUCACCAAUGGUUGCUGUUACAGUUAAAUCAAUAAAGAUCUUGGAUAUCAA